Scatophagus argus is the source of this 2028-nucleotide messenger RNA. RefSeq names its product HORMA domain containing 1 (gene hormad1). NCBI's taxonomy places the organism in Eukaryota, Metazoa, Chordata, Actinopteri, Scatophagidae. The transcript has 15 exons. The coding region runs from base 387 to 1433 and encodes 348 amino acids. The record is from RefSeq and is a predicted model, not a curated record.
GGCUGCACUGCAUCAAAACAAAGCACCUGACGAGCACAGAAGAUAUGUUAUAGCUAUAACAUGUUGAUUUUUAAUGUAACACACUUUGCGUUGUAUCAGUAAUAAAAGAAAACAUCUAAAUAGCUCAACGAGAGGCUCGCAGCCAUGUUUGCCACAAAUAAUAUCAUCCCUUGAAAGUACACUUAGGGUCUGGGACAAUUAAGCUACUUGUUUUGUGAUUGGCUACUUGUUGACCAUUGGCAGACAACGUACUCUAGCGGGAGCGGGAACUCGUUCAACGUUAAGCCCUAACUUUCUUAAAAAGCGGAUUAUAUUCCCCUUGUUGUUUUGGUAGAAUAUUAUUUUAUUGUUGCCGUCCUUUAUUUUUGUGAUCUUUCACUAAUGCAAUGGCAUGUGUUCAACAAGUGAGAAGUUCACAGGUUACUCAGCUGUUGCCCAGUCAGGUUCUGUCAGAGCAGCAGUCGCUGGUUGUUAUAAAGAAGCUUCUGGCCAUCGCAGUGUCUGGCAUCACAUACCUGCGGGGUCUUUUUCCAGAGAAUGCCUACGGGAGCAAAUAUAUCGAAGAUCAGAAAGUGAUGGUCCUUAGAGAGGAGCACAGCUGUCCUGGUGCAGUUCAGAUUGUUCACUGGAUGCAGGGCUGCUUCGAGGCCAUCCAGAAGAAGUAUCUGAGGACAGUUAUUUUGUCUAUCUACACUGACCCAGAGAAGCCCCAGAAAGUGACAGAGUUUUACCAGUUUAGGAUCCAAUACACUGCAAAAGGAGCACAGAUGGACUUUGACAGCAUCAAUAACAACAACAAGACGUCGAUGUCAUGCGGCAACACCAAGAAGGCCAGCAUCUUGUUGGUGAGGAAGCUCUACACUCUGAUGCAGAACCUGGGUCCUCUGCCAGACACGGUCUGCAUCAGCAUGAAGCUGGCUUACUACGACAACGUCACCCCUCAGGACUACCAGCCGCCGGGCUUCAAGGAGGCUGAGGGCGACAGCAUGGAGUUUGAGAAGGAGCCGGUCAAACUCACCAUGGGUGAGGUGGUGACUCCCUUCCACACACUGAAGUUGGACAUGGCCACAGAGAGACAGAGGCUGGAGCAGGUGAGUGACAGGGUGGAGGAGAGCGUUCAUGUGACAGAGAAGUGGGUUCUGAAUAUGAAGGAGGAGGGUGUCCCGCUGCAGAAUCAUGUGAUCGAACACGAGACACCUGAAAAUGAGAGCACAGACUUGGACAACACUGAGAUCCAGAUGGUCUGCCAUGAGAAGAUCGAGAGUUGUGAGGCAGCCACAGAGGAGACGAACCUGACUGUGACCAACAAAAAGCCGGCAGCUAUGAAGGACAAAGUGGUUUCUCAGUACGACAUCCCCAGCAGCCAGGAAACGCCGUCUGCAUCCGCGCAUAAGAAGAAACGCAAGUUCAGCGAGCCCAAAGAACUUUUCUGACCUCACACCCGCCUGCCAGCUCGGCAGCACUGCUCUGUCAGCUUCCGCUCAUGGUUUUCAGGUCUGAGCUCUGAUUUCAGCGAGUUACAUAGCUGUUUUUAAAGGGAAUUCCCCUCCUUUUAGCAUUAGUUUUGGGGUUGUGAUAAAACUGCUUGCUCCACAGUUUAUUUGAAUGUCUUCAAAGUUAGAACACUGGAGAACCACUGUGUUCGCAGCACAGUGUUUAGGUAGACUGUGAGUGAUUAUGUCUGCUACACUGUUGCCAUUCUGAGUUUCUUGUUCACAAAGCAGGAUUUGAUACUUGAAUAAAAUGCAGAAAUGCGUCCGUUGUCCUCUGGUGUCGCAGUUUAUGGCUCUUCAUAUGAAGUGUUUUAACAGAGUUCUUCAAGGAGCCACAAAGUCCGUCUGUCUGAGCAGGUUGGAUCAGUUUGAAGGAUUGUUUCAUUCCUUUUUGUUUUUUGGCUUGAAUUUGGCCGCAUGAAUUCUUAUAAAACUGGGUGUGUUGUUGUUGCAGAUGAUUUUGUUAUCUUUGUGUUAUUCUGCUCCCAAAAUGUUGACCCUGUUGUAAAUGUGAUUAAAUACAAUGUGAAGCAGC